Pieris napi is the source of this 1107-nucleotide messenger RNA. RefSeq names its product sine oculis-binding protein homolog. Bases 38 to 820 code for a protein of 260 amino acids. The record is from RefSeq and is a predicted model, not a curated record. The transcript has 3 exons. NCBI's taxonomy places the organism in Eukaryota, Metazoa, Arthropoda, Insecta, Lepidoptera, Pieridae.
AGUUUGAGUUACGGUCUUUAACGGAUACUACGGUCCUAUGGCCAAAAUGAUUUCCACUUUCGCGCUCUUCUUUUUAAGCAUACUGCAUGCUCAUGCUGCUUUUCAAGGUGCACCAAUUCCUCAGAAUUAUUUUAAUCCACCACCGGACGUUCCUCCAACUUCAUACACUCCUUCAGCAGCUCCAGCUGACACACCAUUUACUUACCAAGGGUAUCCACCCAACUUCCACCCCGGGAAUACACCUAGAACUCCCCCGUUCUACCCUGGCUUCAAAAAUCCCAAAUACCGCGUUCAUCCGAUUCCUAACAAUCCCGUCCCAAUAGUCCCCUUAACUCAACCAGCACAACCUGUUCCAGUUCAAUUACCUAUAACACAAAGUGUUCCAAUAGCAAGCCCACUGCAACCCUUACCUCAGCCCAUUGUACCAAAUGUUCUUAUACCAAUAAAUACAGCUCAGAAAACAACCUACACUACCAAUGCGUCUGGGAACGCUUUUGCCACAAGCGUAUCCAGACGCAUUUUUAAGCGCUCAUGCGCAGGCUUAGGAUCAUGCUCAGGCUCAGGGUCAUGCUUAAGCACAGAUUCCUGCGCAGGCGUAGGCUCGGGCAAAGGCCCAGGAUCAUGCUUAGGCCCAGGAUCAUGCGCAGGCAUAGGCUCGGGGUCAGGCUCAGAAUCAUGCUCAGGCUCACAAUCAUGCGCAGGCAUACGCUCAGGCUCAGGCUCUAAAUCAUGCUCAGGCUCACAAUCAUGCGCAGGCGUAGGCUCAGGCGCAGUCCCAGGAUCAUGCUCAGAGCCAGGAUCAUGCUCAGCACCAGGCUAAGGCUCAUGCUCAGGAACCAGCACAAGAGGAAAUAGCUCUGGCUCUUUUAGGUAGACUAAAUUUUUGUACGAUUUCUAUGUAUCAGUAUAACGCUUUCAAAUUCCAGUCAUCCCCAGAAUCGUUCCUUACCCUCAAUAAAAGGGCAUUUGCCUCAUUAACUACUUAGAGAUGCCAGCAAUGAUUCGCAAUUAAUUUAGAUUUUACUAAACCGAUAUUAAUAAGUAAGCAAGCAUUUUAAAAACCAAUCUAUGUAUUGAACCAAAAAUAUUAAUAAAAAUAAAGCAAAA